Acanthamoeba castellanii str. Neff is the source of this 639-nucleotide messenger RNA. RefSeq lists its product as uncharacterized. The transcript is spliced from 6 exons. The record is from RefSeq and is a predicted model, not a curated record. Gene Ontology annotation, biological process: response to heat; protein complex oligomerization; response to salt stress. Lineage: Eukaryota; Discosea; Longamoebia; Acanthamoebidae. Bases 1 to 639 code for a protein of 212 amino acids.
AUGAACUACACUCCACAAGACUUUGGCGACCUGUCCUCCCCUGCCAGCCUCGAGCGGAUGGGCAAGUGGGGCGAGAAGGUGGCGGCUCUGCCGCGGGAGAUCCGCCGCGGCCGCCUCAUCCGCGAGGCCGGCGUCGACUGGAAGUCCCUCCCAGGCUGGAAAGGGCUCAAGGACGUCGACAAGGUGUACUUCAACCCCAACAUCGACGACCAGACCCUCUGGUGCCCUCGCGUCGGUACAUUGUUCGAGGAGGACACGGGGCACCUGCUGGUGGAGGUGGAGCUGCCGGGCGUGCCCCGGGAGGACAUCGGGCUGGAGCUAGACGAGGACGACGAAGACGGCUCCAUGAGUCUCACCAUCGCCGCCCUCAAGCCCCAACGCGCCAAAGAGGAAUCUGCGUGCGAGGUGCAGGGGGUGUAUCACAUCCAGGAGAGACACUACGGCCGCUUCUUUCGGACCGUGCGGCUGCCCUACAAGGUCGAACGCGACCUCAUCCGGGCGCACAUCAGCGAAGGGGUGCUGCACGUGCACCUGACGAUGAAGACCUCGAAAGCGCGGAUCCACAUCGGCGAGCGCGAGGACGAGGAGGCCACCUCCGCCUCCGCCAAGGGCAAGGAGAAGGGCGAGCAGGCCAAGUAG